AUGGAGGAAAAUUUGAAGACUGCAGCUCAAAAUGGAGACAUGAACAUGCUUUACACAUUACUUGGGGAGGAUCCAUAUGUCCUGGAUCGCAUCGAUGAUAUUCCAUUUGUUGAUACACCUUUGCAUGUAGCAGCUUGUUUUGGUCAUGUUCAAGGGAGAGAGGGUAAAACUCCUCUUCAUUAUGUAGUUGAACAAGGAGAUGUUGAUCUCUUGACUGAAUUCUUAUCAGCUUGCCCUCAGAGUAUCCAAGAUGUGACCAUUCAAAAUGAGACUGCUUUGUAUAUUGCAGUGAAGAAUGACAAGGUUAAUGCUCUUGAUUUCUUACUUGGAGGACUACGCCAAGCUUGCUAUCAAGGUUCUGACAUCCAAGAGAGAAAAAUCAUAAACUGGAAGGAUGAUGAAGGGAACACUGUGCUCCAUGUUGCAACCGCUAUGAAUCAACCUAAGGCAGUGAGAUUGUUAUUAAGUAGUAAUAUUGAAGUGAAUGUUAAGAACUCAAUGGGUUUGACUGCUUUAGAUAUCUCAGAUCCUAAUAACGGACAAGUUAGGGAAACUUAG
Molecule: messenger RNA, 558 nt
Organism: Ziziphus jujuba (common jujube)
Lineage: Eukaryota; Viridiplantae; Streptophyta; Magnoliopsida; Rosales; Rhamnaceae
Product: ankyrin repeat-containing protein BDA1
Exons: 3
Coding region: 1-558 (185 amino acids)
Molecular function (GO): protein binding
Source: RefSeq, a predicted model, not a curated record